GGUCACGUGAGUCUGGAGUCCUGGGCCGGAAUGGCUUCAAGCUCAGAGAUUCAAAUCAUUGCACUCUAAAGCCAAAAAGAAGACGAAUACUUGCUUGGAUUGGUUGAAUACAUUUAUAAAAAGUAAAUAUGGAAAAUGAACCAGACCAUGAGAAUGUGGAACAGAACCUUUGUGCCAAGACUACUGAAGAAGAAUUGAAUAAGUCUUUUAAUCUAGAAGCUUCACUUUCAAAGUUCUCUUACAUAGAUCUGGACAAGGAACUGGAAUUCAAAAAUGAUCUGAUUGAUGACAAGGAAUUUGAUAUUCCUCAAGUUGAUACUCCUCCAACACUGGAAAGCAUACUGAAUGAGACUGAUGAUGAAGAUGAGUCUUUUGUUCUUGAGGAUCCUACAUUGCUAAACAUUGAUACUAUUGAUUCUCAUUCCUAUGAUACUUCAUCUGUGGCAAGCUCAGAUAGUGGUGACAGGACCAACUUAAAAAGGAAAAAGAAAUUACCUGAUUCUUUUUCACUCCAUGGAUCAGUUAUGCGACAUUCACUUCUGAAGGGAAUUUCUGCCCAGAUAGUGUCUGCAGCUGACAAAGUAGAUGCUGGCUUGCCUACAGCAAUUGCAGUGUCCAGUUUGAUAGCCGUGGGUACAUCUCAUGGAUUGGCUUUAAUAUUUGGAAAAGAUCAGAAUCAAGCAUUGCGACUCUGCCUGGGUAACACAAGUGUUGGAGGUCAGUAUGGAGCCAUCUCUGCCCUCAGUAUCAAUAAUGACUGCUCAAGACUUCUUUGUGGCUUUGCUAAAGGACAGAUCACCAUGUGGGAUUUGGCGAGUGGAAAACUUCUCAGAUCAAUAACAGAUGCUCAUCCUCCAGGAACAGCAAUACUGCAUAUCAAGUUUACAGAUGAUCCAACUCUUGCCAUUUGCAACGACAGUGGUGGCUCUGUUUUUGAAUUGACGUUUAAGAGAGUAAUGGGAGUGAGAACUUGUGAAUCUCGAUGUCUGUUCAGUGGUUCCAAGGGUGAAGUUUGUUGUAUUGAGCCCCUGCAUUCUAAGCCUGAAUUGAAAGAUCAUCCCAUCACGCAGUUUUCAUUACUGGCCAUGGCAUCCUUAACAAAGAUUCUGGUCAUUGGAUUGAAACCAUCCUUGAAAGUAUGGAUGACUUUUCCCUAUGGACGGAUGGAUCCUUCUAGUGUUCCAUUGCUUGCCUGGCACUUUGUGGCUGUGCAUAAUUAUGUGAAUCCCAUGCUUGCUUUCUGCAGAGGAGAUGUUGUUCAUUUUCUACUGGUUAAGAGAGAUGAAUCUGGAGCCAUACAUGUGACUAAACAAAARCACCUUCACCUAUACUACGACCUCAUCAACUUUACUUGGAUAAACUCUCGUACAGUUGUGCUCUUAGACAGUGUAGAGAAAUUGCAUGUGAUUGAUCGGCAGACACAAGAAGAACUGGAAACAGUGGAGAUCUCAGAAGUUCAAUUGGUAUAUAACAGCAGUCAUUUCAAGUCACUCGCCACUGGUGGAAAUGUCAGCCAGGCUUUGGCUUUGGUUGGAGAGAAGGCUUGUUAUCAAUCCAUCAGUAGUUAUGGUGGUCAGAUAUUUUAUUUGGGGACAAAAUCUGUUUAUGUAAUGAUGCUGAGGAGCUGGAGAGAGAGAGUGGAUCAUCUCCUGAAACAAGAUUGUCUUACAGAAGCCUUGGCUCUUGCAUGGUCCUUCCAUGAAGGAAAAGCAAAAGCUGUAGUGGGAUUAUCAGGGGAUGCCAGUAAACGAAAGGCUGUCGUGGCAGAUCGGAUGGUAGAAAUCCUAUUCCACUAUGCAGAUAGAGCUCUGAAAAAGUGCCCAGACCAGGGGAAAAUCCAAGUGAUGGAGCAGCACUUUCAGGAUAUGGUACCUGUCAUAGUUGAUUACUGCCUUCUGCUGCAGCGAAAGGAUCUUUUAUUUAGCCAGAUGUAUGACAAAUUAAGUGAGAAUUCAGUGGCCAAAGGAGUGUUUCUGGAGUGCCUUGAACCAUAUAUUUUGAGUGAUAAAUUGGUGGGGAUCACACCCCAGGUUAUGAAAGACUUGAUUGUUCAUUUCCAAGAUAAAAAAUUAAUGGAAAAUGUGGAAUCCCUCAUUGUACAUAUGGAUAUCACCAGCCUAGAUAUUCAGCAGGUAGUUCUCAUGUGCUGGGAAAAUCGUCUAUAUGAUGCUAUGAUCUAUGUCUAUAACAGAGGCAUGAAUGAGUUUAUUAGUCCAAUGGAGAAGCUUUUCAGAGUCAUUGCUCCUCCUCUGAAUGCAGGAAAAACACUAACAGAUGAGCAAGUUGUUAUGGGCAACAAGCUUCUUGUAUAUAUUAGUUGUUGUCUGGCAGGUCGAGCCUAUCCCCUUGGUGAUAUCCCUGAAGAUCUUGUUCCCUUGGUUAAAAACCAGGUUUUCGAAUUUCUGAUUCGCCUACAUUCGGCAGAAGCAUCCCCUGAGGAAGAAAUUUAUCCUUAUGUUCGAACUUUGCUACAUUUUGACACAAGAGAAUUUCUAAAUGUAUUGGCACUGACUUUUGAAGAUUUUAAAAAUGACAAGCAAGCUGUGGAAUAUCAACAACGCAUUGUGGAUAUUUUGUUGAAAGUUAUGGUGGAGAAUUCAGAUUUUACUCCCUCACAAGUAGGGUGUCUCUUUACRUUCCUUGCUCGACAGCUUGCAAAACCUGACAAUACCUUGUUUGUGAACAGAACCCUCUUUGAUCAGGUACUUGAAUUCCUCUGUAGUCCUGAUGAUGACUCCCGACACUCUGAAAGACAGCAGGUUCUUUUAGAAUUGCUGCAGGCUGGAGGUAUUGUUCAAUUUGAAGAGAGUCGGCUCAUCCGUAUGGCAGAAAAAGCUGAAUUCUAUCAAAUUUGUGAAUUUAUGUAUGAGCGAGAACACCAAUAUGACAAAAUUAUUGAUUGCUACUUGCGUGACCCACUGAGAGAGGAAGAAGUCUUUAAUUACAUUCACAACAUCUUAUCCAUUCCUGGCCACAGUGCCGAGGAGAAGCAGUCUGUGUGGAAGAAAGCAAUGGACCAUAUUGAGGAACUUGUAUCCCUGAAGCCCUGUAAAGCUGCUGAGUUGGUUGCUACACACUUUUCUGGACAGAUUGAAGUAGUCAUUAAAAAACUUCAGAACCAGGUUUUACUUUUCAAAUUUUUGAGGAGUCUUCUUGACCCCAGGGAAGGUAUUCAUGUAAAUCAAGAAUUGCUACAAAUAUCUCCCUGUAUUACAGAGCAGUUUAUUGAGCUUUUGUGUCAGUUCAACCCAAACCAAGUCAUAGAGACACUGCAAGUCCUUGAGUGCUACCGCCUAGAAGAAACUAUUCAGAUUACUCAAAAGUAUCAACUCCAUGAAGUCACUGCUUAUUUAUUGGAAAAGAAAGGAGAUAUUCAUGGUGCCUUUCUAAUAAUGCUGGAGAGACUACAAAGCAAACUGCAAGAGAUAACAACACAUCAAGGUGAAAAAAAUACCAGAGAACUUGCCUCACUGAAGGAUGUUGAAGAUACCAUGGUAGACACAAUUGCUCUUUGCCAGAGAAAUUCACAUAAUUUGAACCAGCAGCAACGAGAGGCACUCUGGUUUCCAUUAUUAGAGGCAAUGAUGGCCCCUCAGAAGCUGUCCAGUUCAGCUGCCCCUCCUCUACUCUCUGAAGCUCUGAAGUCUUUGACCAUGCAAGUUCUAAACAGCAUGGCAGCAUUUAUUGCCCUUCCAUCAAUCUUGCAAAGAAUAUUACAGGAUCCAGUAUAUGGAAAAGGAAAACUUGGAGAAAUCCAGGGUCUUAUUCUGGGAAUGUUAGAUACCUUUAACUAUGAACAAACCCUGCUUGAAACAACAACUAGCCUUCUAAACCAAGAUCUCCAUUGGUCAUUGUGUAACCUGAGAGCUUCUGUCACGAGAGGAUUGAAUCCCAAACAGGAUUAUUGCUCUAUAUGUUUGCAACAGUAUAAGAGACGCCAAGAAAUGGCCGAUGAAAUUAUUGUCUUUAGCUGUGGCCAUUUGUAUCAUUCAUUCUGUCUACAAAACAAAGAAUGCACCAUCGAAAUUGAGGGCCAAACAAGAUGGACGUGCUACAAAUGCAACUCAAGUAAACAAGUAGGAAAACCAAGUGAGAAUUCAUCUGAAAUUAAAAAGGGAAAGAUAACACCAUCACAGGUAAAAAUGUCUCCAUCAUAUCAUCAAUCCAGAGGGGAUCCUGCUGCUAAGAAGGCAACCUCAGAACCUGUUCUGGAUCCACAACAAAUCCAGGCAUUUGAUCAGCUUUGCCAUCUGUACCGAGGGAGUUCCAGGCUGGCUCUCCUUACGGAACUCUCCCAGAAUCGCAGCAGUGAGGGCUACAGGCCGUUCAGUGGCGCCCAGAGUGGACCAGCCUUCAACAGCGUCUUUCAGAAUGAGAACUUCCAGCUGCAGCUCAUUCCCCCACCUGUAACCGAGGACUGAAAUACCCUAGAGCCCAGCCUUGGAGCCCAGAGGCAGUCCCAGGGCAGUGGGGAGGGGCCUCACCUCUGGACACUCCCAAGCAGAGGAUCCUGGAAAAACCCCACCUGUGAGCCCAUUGUAGCCUCCCCUUACACAGUGUUGUCUCGGCUUUAGUCCACCAGACUGGCCGAUUUUGUUUUGCUUGGAAUGUCACAUACCUCCAUCCAGUUUAUUAGAAAAUACAUUUUGCUCAUUGGGAUUUUCUCCCAUUUCCCAUAAAAUCUAAAGAGUCGGUGUAGUUCCAGAAGAUGGCAUUCCAGGUGGGUAGCAUGUGGGGCUUCAGCUGCUGGGAGCAGAGCUUGGCCAAGCUACAGUAUAACAGAAACAGCAAUGAAGAGAGCAGGGGCUUGGGGGCAAAGCACCCCUGUUGAUGUAUUUAUGUUAAAACCCAUGUGAGUGGGAGACACCCUCCCUAAUAAUAAAUGUCUCUGUCUUGCAGUCUGGCAGGCUGGCUGUCAGUCUGUUAACUCAUAGAGGAUGUUUAGAGCCACAGCUGAGUAGCUCUAAGGGGUCACGGACUUUAUUCAGACAAACAGCUCCAUGCAGAACCCAGCUACCCAGGUGCUCCUAUGGCAGGGGAAGGACUACUAAGGAGAGUGGGACCUGUACAGUUUUCAGUCCUGGCACUGUAUACCAUUGAAUCAGGAGCCACAGGAGAUCACUACCCAGAGACCUAGGCUCACACCUCAGAUGCUCAGACACCCUGACUCAUCAGUUUACUCAGGAAUGAUCUGGCUCUCAUGAUAGAUGCUAACCAAACCCACAGGAAGUAGAUGUAAAACUAGAUACAGAUAGUGAGUUUUAACAGAAAAUAGAUCCAUGCACAGUUGUGUUCCUGAAUGAAUCACAACUUCUUGAAGCCUCAAUUCCUUGUAGAACAGAGCAGUUAUAAAGAUGAAAUGAGAUCACACAUGCAAGCAGUUAGUAUUGGGCAGGUGCAUGGCAUAUGCCCAGAAGUGUCCACCUAGCUUUCAUCAUGGACUCCUCCCAGAGUAGCACAGGGUACUUACUGCCCCUAGAAGAGGGUAUGAAGAGGCACCACCUCCUAACAUCUGGAAGGAAGUGGGUGUCCAUGGCAGCCACAGGAGGUGUCUCAGGGACGAUAGGUAAUUUAACAAAGAGGCACAGUGAAGAAGUGGCAGAGCAGGGCUUUGAACUCAGAACUGUGAUUCCAGCGGUGCUGCCUCCCCAGUAUAUGUAUCAGAAGGUCUCCCAGGAAGCCUAAAAUUGAUGCCGAGGAGCCUUGAGAUUUUUAACUAGAACUCAGUGGUUACCCUUCUUAUUCCUAUAGUCUGAAGAACUAAAGCAGAAGGGAUAUACAAUGAAAAGAUGUAAAUUGUGAGAGCAAAACCCUAAAAUGUAUUUGGGAGGGACGGAGUAAAAGAGUUAUUUUAUGUAGUCAAGGUAAAAUGGUUACCAGCUUGAAAUAGUCUAUUUUACGAUGUUUCUUCUAAGCCUCAUGAUAACCACAAAGCAAAAUCCUAUAGUAGAUACACAAAAGAAUCAAAACAUACCCCUAGAAAAAAAUCUCUCCCAUGUUCAUUGCAGUGUUAUUCAUAACACUCUAAAUAUAGAAUUAACCUAAGUGUAUCUUAGUG
Molecule: messenger RNA, 6058 nt
Organism: Urocitellus parryii (Arctic ground squirrel)
Lineage: Eukaryota; Metazoa; Chordata; Mammalia; Rodentia; Sciuridae
Source: RefSeq, a predicted model, not a curated record